AUAGCCCACCACCUUCCUUUCUCCCUCCCAAUACUUUAUUCACCCUCAUCAAAAUCUAGGCAUUCUCCUCUCCACCCUCUCUCUCUCUCUCUCUCUCUCUGUGGAGUUGGAGAAGCUCCAAGAAAACUAAGCCAAUACAAGUUUUCUUCUCAUCCCCGCAUGGCGGGGCUCGAUCUCGGCACUGCCUCCCGCUUCCUCCACCCUCUCCACCUCCACCUUCCCCACACCAGGCCCGACUCGGAGGAAUCCCCCGCGGCCGGGGGCGACGGGGCCUCCGGUGAGGUGCAGGCCAGCCAUGGCUUGGAGCUGUCCGCCCCCGCUGGCCCUGGCGACGUCGUCGGCCGCCGGCCCCGCGGGCGACCCCCGGGGUCCAAGAACAAGCCGAAGCCACCGGUGAUCAUCACCCGGGAGAGCGCCAACGCGCUGCGCGCGCACAUGCUGGAGGUCGCCGGCGGCUGCGACGUGUUCGAGUGCCUGUCGACGUACGCCCGCCGCCGGCAGCGCGGGGUGUGCGUGCUCAGCGGCAGCGGGACCGUCGCCAACGUCAGCCUCCGCCAGCCUGCCGGCGCCCCCGUCGCGACCCUGCAGGGCCGCUUCGAGAUCCUGUCCCUCUCGGGCUCCUUCCUCCCGCCGCCCGCCCCGCCGGGGGCGACCAGCCUCGCGGUCUUCCUGGCCGGCGGGCCUGGGCAGGUGGUCGGGGGGAGCGUCGUCGGCGCGCUGAUCGCUGCCGGGCCCGUGAUAGUGAUCGCGGCGUCGUUUACCAACGUCGCCUACGAGCGACUGCCGUUGGACGAGGAGGAGGAGGAGGCAACGGCCGCGGCCGCAGCACAUCAGCAGCUCCAGAUGCACCCGCCGGUGUCACAGAGCCCCAACGCCGACGGAGGUGGAACAAGCGGCGGCGUCGGGACUUCCUUUACGGACCCGUCGUCCGGGUUGCCGUUCUUCAGCUUGCCGCUCAACAUGCCGCAGCUGCCGAUGGACGGGCACAGCGGGUGGGCCGGCAGUGCUUCUGCUGCCCGGCCGCCGUACUGAUCACGGAUCCAAAACGCGGUAGCAGCAAGCAAAGGUUAGACACGGAUCUAUGAGGACGAUCUCCAUGUAAACUUAAUUUGUCUCUGAAAACUCUCUCAUCUCAUCUUCUUCUUUGUCCUCCUUCUCCUAUGCUGUGAUAUUAUGGUCUUCUCUCAUGUGAUCAUCUUCCUCGAACCAUGUCGUUUGUUGUUCUAUCAUGAAAAUUCUGAUCUUUUCGCU
Molecule: messenger RNA, 1251 nt
Organism: Musa acuminata subsp. malaccensis (wild Malaysian banana)
Lineage: Eukaryota; Viridiplantae; Streptophyta; Magnoliopsida; Zingiberales; Musaceae
Product: AT-hook motif nuclear-localized protein 23
Cellular component (GO): nucleus
Molecular function (GO): DNA-binding transcription factor activity; minor groove of adenine-thymine-rich DNA binding
Source: RefSeq, a predicted model, not a curated record